Molecule: messenger RNA, 1971 nt
Organism: Mycotypha africana
Lineage: Eukaryota; Fungi; Mucoromycota; Mucoromycetes; Mucorales; Mycotyphaceae
Product: ATP-dependent RNA helicase DHH1
Exons: 4
Coding region: 121-1689 (522 amino acids)
Biological process (GO): P-body assembly; cytoplasmic stress granule assembly
Cellular component (GO): cytoplasmic stress granule; P-body
Molecular function (GO): mRNA binding; ATP binding; RNA helicase activity
Source: RefSeq, a predicted model, not a curated record
CAGACAUUGGGAAAAAUACAUCACGCAUUCUUUCCAUUCUUUCUUACUUUUUCUUGCUUUCAAUACCUUUGUCAAAGAUUUCCCUUUUUUCGUAUCGUGUGUUGAAGAAAUCAGUCAACAAUGGAUCCUCAGCAACAACAACUGAGUCACGAAAAUGACAGUUGGAAAAAGUCCUUAAACUUACCCAAGAAAGAUACUCGACCGCAAACUGAAGAUGUCACUGCUACUAAAGGAAAUGAAUUUGAAGAUUACUUUCUGAAACGAGAACUUUUGAUGGGCAUCUUCGAAGCUGGAUUCGAACGUCCUUCCCCUAUCCAAGAAGAAGCUAUUCCUAUUGCUUUAGCCGGCCGGGACAUUCUCGCUCGUGCCAAAAACGGUACUGGUAAAACUGCCGCUUUUAUCAUUCCCACCUUAGAAAAGAUCAACAACAAAAAGAACAAAAUUCAGGCUCUAUUGUUAGUUCCCACACGUGAAUUGGCUCUUCAAACUGCUCAAGUUUGUAAGACUCUGGGCAAACAUUUGAAUAUUCAAGUUAUGGUUACAACUGGUGGUACUACUUUGAGAGACGACAUUAUUCGACUUGGCGAGACAGUUCAUGUUGUCGUGGGUACACCAGGCCGUAUUUUAGAUUUGGCUUCGAAGCGCGUGGCUGACUUCAGUGAAGCAACGACUUUUGUGAUGGAUGAAGCUGACAAACUCUUGUCACCCGAAUUCACGCCCAUUAUUGAACAGUUGAUCGGUUUCUUCCCAAAGGAUAGACAGAUCAUGUUAUUCAGUGCUACUUUUCCUAUGAUUGUAAAGAAUUUUAAGGACAAGUUCUUAGUGAAGCCUUAUGAAAUCAACUUAAUGGACGAGUUGACCUUGCGUGGUGUCACUCAAUAUUAUGCUUAUGUCGAAGAAAGACAAAAGGUUCAUUGUUUGAACACGUUGUUCUCAAAGCUUCAAAUCAAUCAGUCUAUCAUCUUUUGUAAUUCUACCAAUCGCGUUGAACUCUUAGCCAAAAAGAUCACUGAGCUCGGCUACUCUUGUUUCUAUUCGCAUGCAAAAAUGUUACAGAGUCACCGUAACCGUGUUUUCCACGACUUUAGAAAUGGCGUUUGCCGUAACUUGGUUUGUUCCGACUUACUCACACGUGGUAUUGAUAUUCAAGCAGUCAAUGUAGUUAUCAAUUUUGAUUUCCCUAAGAAUGCCGAAACCUAUCUUCACCGUAUUGGUCGUUCUGGUCGUUUCGGGCAUUUAGGUUUAGCCAUCAAUCUGAUUACAUAUGAAGAUCGGUUCAACUUGUACAAAAUCGAGCGUGAAUUGGGUACUGAAAUUCAGCCCAUUCCUCCUGUCAUUGACAAAACAUUGUAUGUAGCGCCCAAUGCUUUGGAUGAAGCCCAAAUCCAACAGCCUAAUCGUCAAGAGGCUAUGGCUACACGUCAGCAACAACAACAAGAAGAACAGCAACAAGGCGAAGAGGGUGUUGUGAUGAACAGUAAUAAUAACGUUUCGAUGAUGGCACAGCCACAACAACAGCAGUACCGUCAACAUCAGCAAUACCGAAGAAAUAACAACUACAACAAUAACGGUGGACAAAGAUUCAACAAUAACAACAACAACAAUCAAUACAGACGUCGUAAUAAUAAUAAUUAUAAUAAUAACUCGCAACAAAACCAACAAAAUCAACAACUUUCUUCUAGACCGUAAAAAGAAAUGUACAUUGCCAGAAGACGAGAGUAGCUUUAUAUUCUUUAUUUUGUAUUUUUACUGUAUACGUACCACAAUAUUAGUAUUGUUUUUAUUGCUACAGAAAUACGCGUCAUCUUUUCACAACAUUCUCUUCCUAUUUUGUCACACUUGUAAAUAUGUUUUUGAACACUUCAUUCCCUGUACCUUUUUCUUAAAGAUGAUUGCGCAAACUCUUGUAAAGAAAUUCGAAAUAAACAGUGUUUAACUGCUAUUUUAGACUUUUCACAAAUUUUAUUGGAC